AGAGAGAGAGGGGGUGGGAAGGGGUUUUGCUGCAGCCUUCUGAAUCCACACCUUCUCUCUUUAUCUUCCUUUCUCUCUCCUCAUCCAUCUAAUCUCUCCUUCUCUCCCCAUCCCUUUACUAUGAGGAUCCGGAAGAGACCCUCUCUCACCUCCCUUCCUGUCUACCCAGAUCCAACCCUCCGAGUCCACCCACCGAAUGGGAGACAUGCAUAUGGAUCCAGGGAUGACACCGGGGAAGGAUCUUUGGGAGUACUGGAAGGGUUGCACCCGAUUGGGGAUCUGCCGGUGGAUUCCCAUGAGCCGGGGUGGGAUCCCUAUAGAAGCCCUGAUCAGGCUCCUGCCUCUUCGGAUUCAUCUUUGGAUUCGAGGAUCAGCGGCAGCAGAGCGGCUUCUCGUCUCCUGACCACUCUUGAGCGUGCGCAGGUGCCUGCUUACCUCGACCUUCGCUUGCUUCUGUAUGUCUCUGCUUGUUGGGUGCAAUGUGGUGAUUUAUUGCAGGUGCUGAAGGAGGUGGAGGAAGAGGAGCCGACGGUGGAAUCCAACAAAGGAUGGAAUGGCCAGGCCAAUAGCAGAAAGAGAUCUCCUUGCCUCCCCAGGAUCGGUGGCAGCUCGGGUGCGGUAGCAUCGGGAGCAGCGUUGCUGGGGGAAAUGAUAUCGACACAGAAGAAAACGAGAGGAGGGCGAGAUGAUGGACAUGGGGAUGGAAGACCAGAAGAGAAGAUAACGGAGCAAGGGAGAAAGGCCAAGGCGAGGGCGAGAGCAAAGACUGGUCCUGCUCCAGCGAACAAUAAUUGCACCAGUCCUAACGAUGGCGAUAAAGAGCGACGCGAUGGUGGGGUAGCAGUUGCGAGAGCGGGGAAUGGCUCAAGUAUCAAGGGGAAGAGACGGAGGAGCCCGGCGGUGCUGGUGGAGGGUUCGCGAUGCAGCCGCGUCAACGGAAGAGGGUGGCGGUGCUGCCAGCAGACCCUCGUCGGCUACUCUCUCUGCGAGCACCAUCUUGGGAAGGGAAGGCUCAGGAGCGUGAGCAGCGUCAGAGGCCAACUGGGCACGAGUCAGCCCAAAUGGAGCGUUGAUGGAAAGAACGGUGUUUUAUCAUCGACCUCGCCACGAGAGGAUGAGGAGGAAGAGGAGGAGAGGAAGACGACAGGCAUGGUGAAGGCUCGAUCGAUCAGCAGUCUGCUCGACGACACCAACCAUUCGCUGCCGUCGUCGUUGCCAUCACCGCCGCCGCCGGAAGUUGAACCGAUGCCAUCACCAUCCCCACCCCACGUCAACGAGGCCGGCGGUGAGAGUCAAAGCAAUGGACAAUGCAGAAGAAAGAAGGAGAACAGGACCAGUGUGUGUAGUUAGUAGAUCUUGGGAAUGAUGAUGUGAUGGGUGUUCCACGCAUGCAGCUCCGAUUGCACUCACAUCUCGUCUCCCCUGUGGUAACUAUUAUUCUCCAUGGCAAUGCUAAUGACUGCUACCGGUUAAUUUCUAUGGUUGUGA
Molecule: messenger RNA, 1488 nt
Organism: Musa acuminata subsp. malaccensis (wild Malaysian banana)
Lineage: Eukaryota; Viridiplantae; Streptophyta; Magnoliopsida; Zingiberales; Musaceae
Source: RefSeq, a predicted model, not a curated record